AUGCAGAGGCCAAUGAAGCGAGAAAAGUUGAGCCUUAGCACUCCUCUCUCCGAGGCAGAGUUGGAUACAGCUAUGUGUCUGAUGCUCAGGGCUGCCAAGAAUGGUCAGUCCCAUAUCCUCGACCGCAAGGUUCGUGACUACCAGGAUGUCAUGGCCGAGCUGGCAUGGGAGGGAAAAGAACCAACAGGUUCGAUGACGGAUGCUCCAAAGCGCCGCAUGGAGUAUGAGACGGACGCUGAAGGCUGGGACACGGUAGAUGCCGUCGAUGGUCGACAUGAGAUCCACAUGUGUGAGAAUUUCCAUGUUCCGCUGCCCAAGGAUUGCAAGUCCAUGAGCGAGUGGGGGAAAACCCGAAAUGAGAUGGAUCGAUUCAAGGCCAAGAAUUGGACCUACUCCGACAUGGUCGAUUUGGCUGUCCAGGACAAUGCUGCCGGACAGGAAGUGAAUCAGUACUUGAAGUGGAUCAAGAGCCGCUGUGGAACCGAAGGCGGCAAGAAGAUUCCGACCAAGAUCACUCAGGGCGUCGACCUUGCCAUGUUCUUGGAGCGCAUGG
Messenger RNA from Durusdinium trenchii, 553 nucleotides. Lineage: Eukaryota; Dinophyceae; Suessiales; Symbiodiniaceae. The record is from the annotation of a GenBank genome assembly.